Molecule: messenger RNA, 568 nt
Organism: Haemonchus placei
Lineage: Eukaryota; Metazoa; Nematoda; Chromadorea; Rhabditida; Trichostrongylidae
Source: the annotation of a GenBank genome assembly
UUACCUUAACAUUGAAAGUCUUCACCACAGUAGGCUUUCUCUUUUCACUCAAACAACGUCUCAAUACAGAGACCAGCAAAAAAAACCAGUCGUUGGUUGCUUGAGGCUCGUCUCAAAUUUCGUAUUUUUCCAGGUCGAAGAUGAAAAUGGUGAAACUUACGUUGCAAGUAUGCCAUCUAAGUUCAGAAAAGCUAUAUGGAUUCGUAGAGGACAAUUCGUUGUUCUCCGACCUAUCGAAGAGGGUGAUAAGGUGAAAGCGGAAAUUGAACAUGUCUUGGAUGAAGAGAACAUUCUGUACAUUAGGUCUAUAAACAAGUGGCCCGCUCGAUUUGAAGAGCAGGCUCGAAUGAUGACAAGAGAUGCUAAACGAGGGGGAAAAGGGGAAGACACCAUGAUUGACGACGAUAUGCUACCACCAACUGACAGUGAUGAAUAUGAGAGUGACGAGGAGCAGACAGAUGAUGAAGAAGAGGAUGAUGUUUCGGCUGAAAAUUCGGAAGAUGAUAAUCAUGAGUUGAAUUUGCCUCAGUAUAACCCAAAUCGUGAUAAAGCGCCAACAAGCACAUAG